Molecule: messenger RNA, 1374 nt
Organism: Acanthosepion pharaonis
Lineage: Eukaryota; Metazoa; Mollusca; Cephalopoda; Sepiida; Sepiidae
Source: the annotation of a GenBank genome assembly
AUGUGGUACUUGGCUGAAGGAAAUCUAUCUAUCUAUCUAUCUAUCUAUCUAUCUACCGAUCGAUCGAUCAAUCUGCCUUUCUCUUUCCAUCAGUCUAUAUAUUUCUCUCUCCAUUAUCUAUCUAUCUAUCUAUCUAUCUAUCUAUCUAUCUAUCUACCGAUAGAUCGAUCAAUCUGCCUUUCUGUUGAUAGCUAUCUCUUUCCAUCAGUCUAUAUAUUUCUCUGUCCAUCUCUAUCUGCCUAUCAAUUUAUAUGUCCAUUCCUACCUACCUACCUACCUACCUACCUAUCUAUCUAUCUAUCUAUCUAUCUAUCUAUCUAUUACAGUAUUAAUAUCUAUCUAUCGAUCUAUCUAUCUAUCUAUCUAUCUAUCUAUCUAUCUAUCUAUCUAUCUAUCUAUCUAUCUCAUCCUCUUCCGACGGCUUUUUCCUGUGAAAUUUCUUUUCUCUUUAGCAAUUAUUUAUGUUUUUUUUUCCUCCAUUUUCACGGUUUUCUUUCCCUUCUCAUUUUCCUCUUUAUUUGCGCUUCCCUCGAUCUUAUUUCUUGCGGCUAUUUUUUCUUUUUCUUCCUUUUCUUCAUCUGUUUUCCUUCUUUCUUUCCUUCUUUUUACAUUUAUAAGUUUCUUUCUUCGUCGUUUUUUCUUAUUAUUCUCUAUAUUUUUCAUUCCUUCAUAUUUAUCUUUCUCCUCUUUUUCACGUUCGUUUAUAUUUCUUCUCCUUUACAUUCGUUCACAUUCUUUCGUCUCUCUUUCUUUACAUUCAGUCAUAUUUCUUCUUCUCUCCUUCUUUACAUUCGUCCACAUUAUUUUUCUCCUUUUCCUCCUCUUUCGUUCUUUUCUUCUUUACAUUCAUUUACAUGUCUCCUUCCUCUUUUUCUUCUUCUUCUUUUUACUUUUCUUCUUUGGAUUCAUUCAUAUUUAUCCUUCUUUUUCCAAUUGUUAACUUUUCUUUUUCUUCUUUUUACAUUUAUAUCUUUCUUUCUUCAUCGUUUCCUUUUUCUUAUUAUUCUUUAUAUUUUUAAUUCCUGCUUAUUUCUUCUUAUUUCAUUCUUUCUUAUUUCUUCUUUGCUUUUUUUGACAUUCGCUCAUUUUUCUUCUUUUUUUCUUUACAUUCUUUUCUUUUCCUCUUUAUAUUCGUUCAUAUUUCUUCUUCGUUGUCGUCCUCUUUUUUCCUUUCUUUUUUUUUACCUUCGUUUACAUUCAUUUACACAUCUUCUUUUCUUUACAUUCGUUCAUCUUUCUUCUUCUUCUUCUUCUUCUUCUUUCUUUCUUUUUUCUUUCUUCUUUACGUUCGUUAACAUUUCUUUUUUUCUCCCUCUUUUUUCAUUACAUUCGUCCACAUUUCUCCUUUUUCGUCUGCUUGAUCUUCAUCAAUGA